ACCCUGUUUUAAAAAUUCCCGACGUAUCAAAAAUUCUUCCUCACAGCUUGAACGUUUAUUUUAGAAUAAGACUGAUUGCACCCCAGGUAAUCUUUAUGAGGAUCGCUUUAUCAAUUCUUGACGAUUUUAAUGGGUCGCUUGAAGAUUGUCGGUCAACAAAAUAAGCAGACGACUUUAUCGUUUCUUAUCGUCGUAUAUUGAUGUAUCGCGAGGGAGUGCGCGACUGCGAAGCGUCACGCUUUUGUCGAGAUGCCAAAUGCCAGCAUCAAAAUAAUAAGUAUACAGAUAAAAGUAAACAACAAAUAAGAAAUCCGAAGCUUGUCAAGCAGUAUGAGUGGGAACGCAAAGAGAACCAUUUAUGUUGGGGGGUUGGCUGAAGAAGUAGAUGAAAAAAUAUUAAAUGCAGCUUUUAUUCCAUUUGGAGAGAUAGUUGAUGUUCAAAUUCCACUAGACUAUGAAUCUGAAAAACAUAGAGGAUUUGCUUUCAUUGAAUUUGAAGCUGCAGAAGAUGCUGCUUCUGCUAUUGACAACAUGAAUGAUUCUGAAUUGUUUGGACGUACAAUCAGAGUAAAUAUAGCAAAACCUCAAAAAAUUAAAGAAGGUUCUUCUAAACCUGUUUGGGCUGAUGAUGUAUGGCUACAAGAACAUGCAGGGGAAACUCUAAAUACAGGUGAUGAAACAUCGGCUUCAAAAGAUGAUGAUCCAAAUAAAAAAGGAAAACAAAAUCCUCAAGUUUACUUUGACAUUAGUGUUGGAAAACAAGAACUGGGAAGGAUAAUUAUGAUGUUAAGAGCAGAUAUUGUUCCUAAAACAGCAGAAAACUUUCGUUGUCUUUGUACUCAUGAAAAAGGCUAUGGAUAUCAAGGCAGCACAUUUCAUAGGAUUAUUCCGGAAUUCAUGUGUCAAGGAGGAGAUUUUACAAAUCAUAAUGGUACUGGAGGUAAAUCAAUAUAUGGGAAUAAAUUUGAAGAUGAAAACUUUGAACUGAAACAUACAGGACCUGGAACUUUAUCAAUGGCAAAUUCAGGCCCUAAUACCAAUGGUUCACAAUUCUUUAUGUGUACUGCACGCACAGACUGGCUUGAUGGAAAACAUGUUGUAUUUGGCCAUGUUUUAAGUGGUUUAGAUGUUUUAAAAAAAAUCGAAAAAUAUGGUACAAAAAGUGGAACUCCUACACAAAAAGUUGUAAUAGCUUCUUGUGGAGAAUUAACAUAGCAUUGAAUUUAACAAAAAUAUUUUAAGUUCUUUAUUUGUACAAAUAAAAUAUUUUUUCCAAAAUA
Molecule: messenger RNA, 1280 nt
Organism: Nasonia vitripennis (jewel wasp)
Lineage: Eukaryota; Metazoa; Arthropoda; Insecta; Hymenoptera; Pteromalidae
Product: peptidyl-prolyl cis-trans isomerase
Exons: 5
Coding region: 331-1215 (294 amino acids)
Biological process (GO): protein peptidyl-prolyl isomerization; protein folding
Cellular component (GO): intracellular membrane-bounded organelle
Molecular function (GO): peptidyl-prolyl cis-trans isomerase activity; RNA binding
Source: RefSeq, a predicted model, not a curated record